AUGGCCAUCGAUACGGGGGCUCUCGCGACACAACUGGAGCGUCUUAAAGAGCUUCAGGAAACGCACCUUUCUCCUUCUCAACUCCGACCGUCUGGCCUCUCGCAGGCCUCCCCGAUCCCCAUCUCUGGGAGCCCCGUUCCCCAGCAUGCGGAUCAGCGUUUUGGUGGACUCCCACCGUGGUUCGCUUCGCGUCCGCCUCCGGCUCACCCUUUUCUUCUCACUUACGCGCCUUGCUUUUCUGCUUCUUCAGCACUUUCUACGAGACUCUCUUUUCUCCCUUUGUCUCUCUCUCAUCAGAGCUCUCCUCUUUUACACGGAAACGCCCUCGCUUCUUGGAAUUCUGGGCAAGGCAGCGCUCCUGCGAAUGCUUCCCCUUCCCUGCCUUCUGCGUUCCUCUCUCUAAAUUGCCCGGCUGACGCCGGAUCCAAUCCGUUGCACUUUCCUGCGUCCUCCCCCCGCCCCACUUCCCUCAUGUUUGCCUCUCGGCCACCAAUAGCUGUUUCUUCUGUCUCCUCUACAUCGUCUCGCCCUGGGCCUUUUUUUCUCUCGACCUCUUCUGUCCCCGUUUCUUCUUCUUCUUCGUCUUCUUCUCUCUCUGCCUCUCCUCUCCUUCGACAUUCCCUUCUCCCUCGUCCCUCUUCUCUCCUCCCGCUGUCCCUGCCUCUCUCUGCUUGUUCGUCUGGAAGUCAGCCCUCGUUUCCUUUACCUUCCUCCUCCUCUCGCCCCCUUUCGUCUUGUUCCACAGCUAGUCUCCAUUCGUCGUUCUGUCAGCCUCUCGCGUCCUCGCUCCCAGUCCCUGAAGUUUGCGUAGCAGGGAGAUAUCCCGAGUCGUUCUGCGCGACUCGCCCCUCUGCGCGACCUGAUCUGGCAACGUCGUCUCUCCCUGCUUCACCUUCUUCGUGCUCUCCUGCUUGUCGUUCUAGCCUCUCGCCUUCUGAAAGAGAGGCUUCGAAGCUGCCUUCGUUGUUUUCUCUGCCUCCCCAUUCCUCACCUCUGCUGCUCUCUUCUCAAGGCUCAACAUUCUCGCAGGUUGCCGAACAAACUCUUCCUUCUUCAUCUGCACUCUUGUCGUGUUCUCAAUGCUUCGAUGGUAGCAAACAACAGUCACAGAAUCUUUCUUGUUCCUCUUCUCGUAGGCCGUCUCCAUCGUCCCGUCCUUCAACUAUUGCUUCCUCUUGUUCAUCUACCUUUUCCUGUUCACUUUCCUCGUCACCUUCCUCUCCAGUUUUCACAUCUUCGUCACUUUCUGCUUCUCCGCCUCUAUCCUCUCCUUCUUCCGCCUCUUCUUACACUCUCUCCAUUCCUUCUCGUUCUCCCUUGCUGUCUUCCUCCUCGUCCUCAUCGUCUUCCAAUUCUUUCCCAUUUGCAGAUUUUGCACCAUCUUCAUCUGCUUCUUCAUCUUCUUCACUGUGUCCUUCUUCCUCUUCUUCGUCUUCGGUUCUGGAGCCGCUCUCUGGCCUGUCGCGAAGAGGCGGCUUGAGUCGAAGAGGACGACCGCCACUGAGUCACCUUUUUGCUUCUCGGUACGCAAGUCCUUUUCCGGUUUCUUCUUCGUCGCCCCCCCCUAAGUCUCCCCUCGCUGUUGACUGCUCCUCUGCCUCGGCCGCUGCCGGUCUUCUGUCAGCCUCUGAACCACCGGGAAUGGAGAGAAGUCGAGCCACUGCGGCCAAUGGAGACACACGCGAAGAAGAGAGACGGCGAAAAAAAAGAAGAACAGAAGACGCUUUAGCUGCAUUCCCGGAGGAGGGCGGAGACGAAGAGUCGUUGUCCCCGAACGAAGAAGGAAAUGGUUCCCGGGGUAAAAGAGGCGAAUGGAGAAAUCCGUCGUCCCCGUCCUUCCUGCGAUGGCACAAUCUAUUGGACCUCAAUCCGCGUACUACGAACAACUUCGCAGACAGGAACAGAAACAAGAAACGCUCCUGCUCUUCUGACCGCUCUCUUGCGGCCUUGAGUGUCUCUACAACACAGGUGGCUCACGGGCCUGCAGGCAGAAACGAAGGAGGCGAUUCGAUGCCGAGCGGACGAACCCACGAAGACCCUCCCACGUCCGUGCAUGCGCAGGACAGGGAGAGUUUGGAAGCAGAAAUCGGAGACUCAGAAAACACCUCAGAGAAAAGGGGCCUUCUUCUUCCUUUUUCGACACUGGCGAUUCUCCUGAGGGAGCUAGUGAAGCAGAGAGCUCUCGACUGCAAAAACAAAGCUGCGAGGGAUCAAAGAGGCACUGAAUCGAGCGAUGCGGCUUCUGCGAAUAUCCCUAACAGUUCAUAUUGCUCUUAUUCUCCUUCUUCGGAGAUCUGUCAGCCGGUCCUCCAGAGAAACGACAAUUGCGGGCAAGCGAGCCCUUUCGUGCACUCAGUUGAUCCUCCCGGUUGCGCCUGGCAGGAGAGAAGGGCAAGAAGCGCGGCCGGCAGUUGUCUAGACUUCCCCUCGAAGAAGCCACUUGCGGAGGCCAGGUGUACAUACACCCGAAACGAAGCAGUUUGGGCACGCGUCGCCUCAGCCACCGGCCUCUCCGAAAGUGAAUGUUUUCGAGCCUGGCGAGCGAGCGUCACGGAGGCGCGUUUCAUUGGUGAGGAAAAGGAAAAAAGCCGGAUUUGCCGAUGCGCGAUGCUUCUGCUCCUUAGGUCGCUUCUCCGAAAAAGUCUUUCUUGUGUUUUGUGUUUGGCCACGGUUCCCUUGGCGUGCUGUACGUUCCUCCCUAACUCUGUCCUCUUCGCACCCCUUCAGGGGCGCACCUAGGUCAACGGGCGAGACAGGCUUUCUCAGCGAAAUGAAACGAAGGUCUGAUAAGCUCAAAGUGAAGAUGCAUCGGAUGUAUGAGCGUCUAAGUAUUCACAAAUGCGCGCAUAUAUCCAUAUAUAUAUAUAUAUAUAUUUGUGUUUUGUGUAGUGCGAGAGGGGACGCGUUUCU
Messenger RNA from Toxoplasma gondii ME49, 2910 nucleotides. RefSeq lists its product as hypothetical. The record is from RefSeq and is a predicted model, not a curated record. The coding region runs from base 1 to 2739 and encodes 912 amino acids. The transcript has 2 exons. NCBI's taxonomy places the organism in Eukaryota, Apicomplexa, Conoidasida, Eucoccidiorida, Sarcocystidae.